Messenger RNA from Saccostrea cuccullata (small rock oyster), 3816 nucleotides. RefSeq lists its product as uncharacterized. Gene Ontology annotation, molecular function: protein binding. The transcript has 6 exons. Lineage: Eukaryota; Metazoa; Mollusca; Bivalvia; Ostreida; Ostreidae. The record is from RefSeq and is a predicted model, not a curated record. Bases 169 to 2595 code for a protein of 808 amino acids.
UUGUGGGAAACGUUUACAAAUGGCGGAUAUAAGUAUGGAGGUUGGGAAAGUGAAAUGACAAAAAGUAUUUAUUCUGCUGGGUUUAGAAGAAUGAAACAGAUAAUGGAAUCCUAUGAUCUUUAAACAAACAAAAUAUUUUUGAAGAAAGUAUAACAUAAUAGAAGCAUCAUGGUCAGCAUUCCAGAUUGGUCCAAGUUUGGAAAACUACAUGAAAAUGUUAGAGAACCAACAAACUUAUUGCUAAAUAAAUAUUAUAAACAAAGGGAAGAGCAAGCUAUCAAACAGGCAGAGGAGAGGGGCUAUUUCAGAGUCCCAACUCAAGAGUACUUAGUGGAAGAAUGUACAAAAAGGAAUAACUUCAAAUAUAAGGAUGUCCAUCGACUGAAGCUUAUCAAGUUGUGUGGUGUUCACUUGAGGAAAGUAGGAGAGAUUUCAAGCUGCAUUAAUCUAAGAAUAUUAAUUAUAAAUAACAACUUCUUGACAAAGAUUGAUGGACUGAUGUCAUGUCAUCAUCUGAUCAAAUUGGAUCUACAUAGUAAUCAGUUAUCAGAAAUUCCAGGAAUUCCUUUCUGGUCUGGGAUGAGGAAGCUUGAAAUGUUAUUUCUCCAUGACAAUCCGCUGGGGAAAUAUGAAACACUGCAGAGUCUUGCCACUUGUCCCAAACUGCUAGCCCUCACCCUCUAUGACACACCCCUCAGUCUAAAGAGGAAUUACAGACACCAUGUGGCUAACAGUAUUUGGUCACUAAAGGCCCUGGAUCAUUAUGUGAUUUCUGAUGAAGAGAUCAUUGAGGAUGCUUUGUUUGGUGGUCAGUUUGGGACACUGAAUCCAGCAUUUAGAAUCAAUCUCUGUCCUCCCACCCCAGAGAACACCACAUUCGAGGAAGAGAGACAUGUGUUUAUGUUGGUAAUUGCUACCAUUAAUGACAUUCAGGCUCACCAUUCCCCUGUACUUAUCAUUCAGAGAUUUAUCAGAGGCUUUCUCACUCGUAAAAGACUGGGUUUUGUCACCAAAAGGCCCAAAACAACAGCCUCAGGCCUGGAGCUUCCCAACAUACACCAGGAGUCCCACAUUCCCCCACCCCCAAGUUCCUCCCCGGAUCUCUCCCACUCCAUCAUCCGCGACUCCAGUCUUACUAACAUGGAGUUAGACCUCCUAUCAAGGACCAGGCCAGAGUCGUCUGCCCCUAGUGAGAGUCUGACAACAGCAUCAUAUGCAAGAGAGAUGGCCCUGGAGCCUCCAAUGACCCCCACUGAUACCCUGACACCUAUCCCUCAAGAUGUGGAGGUACCUAAAAAGAGGAAGAACCUUCUGAUUAACCUUGCCAAGCUUCAGAGUGGAACAUUCUCCACCCUGUAUAAUGAAGCCAUCGCAAUAGAAACAAUCUUACCCGACUCUUCUCUGGACAAGAUUGGUUCAGCCAGGCUGGAGACUAGGCGCAGUAGGAGAAAGAAGAAGAAAGAACCUCAGAGAAAAAUUGUAAAGAGUGUGAAACAAUUUUUUGGUCCUGUAGUAGAAUCAGAAAAGAUGGAAGACAUUCCACAAGAAAUUCCUGGUGAAGAGAUACCUAUAACAGAGUACCGCUUGAGAGGGAUGAAGCCAGAAAUGUCGUUUGUUGAUGCCACCACUGAGAUGAUACUGGAGAAACAGGAAGCAGGAAGACUAGUCAGGGAUGCAGAAGAUGUGAUUCAUAUCCGAGCAAGGGAUGCUCCAAAACCAAAGAUUACACCAAGAAAAACAGUCACAACAGAUCAGAGGAUAUUUUCAAGAGUGCAUGGAACUAUGGGAAUAUCCAGUUUACUGGCUGUUCACCAAGCAUACAAAGAUAGAGAAAAGGCUGAGCAGGCAGCUGCUAAGAUGGAACAUAUUUUAAACCUAAGAGAUGAAAGAGAUAGGGCUAAGGAGAGGAUACGAUUGUUUCAGGAUGAGAAACGGAACCAAGCUUUGAAGAAGAGGGAUCAAGAGAAAGCCAGAAUGUUGGAUGCUUUAGAGCAGAGGGAAAUGAAGAGGUUAAGUUACCUGGAUCGUAAGCAGGAAUUCAAAUCCAGGACGUCAGAUUUGUCUCGCUCUUAUAAGGCUGAUUUUACUUUCAUCACGGAGUUUAGCCAUCAGCAUACCUCUGUGGCCAAUGCUCUAAUGCGCCAUGACAAACAAGCCAAACAAGAAGACAUGCUUAAUCAAAAAUCGGAGGUAGUCCAGGGUCAUAGGUCAACUAAGGUAGAGCAGCAAGAUGUAGUGAAGAAAUACUUGGAACACAGACAAUUAAUGCGGCAGACAGAGUCGGCCAUGGCAAAGAAUGCACUGGAUGCCAGAAUGCUGCAGGAAGCUAAUGACAGAUUAAUGGAAGCCAAACAGAGGGUAGCCCAGCAGAAAGCAAGAAGAGAAACUGUGCAAGCCUUCUAUCCCCUGCCACAAACUGUAAACCCCGCACCAAAUCCCUCAAAUACCAAUAACCCUCCCCCAUCCUCGGCUCACUCACUUCCAGCGACCGCUCAGUCACUUCCCACCACCCCUGCCGCUGGGGCCACUCAUUUUGAGGCCAAUGUGAUCAUGUCUCAAGGCCGCCUGGGAAAACACCCAACCAUGGUUACGUAACUUUCGAACUCAACAUGUUUUCGUUGAGUUAUUUGAGUAGACUAAAGCAGGUGUCCAUUCUAAAUCAUGCCAAACUAAUUAUACUAAAUUAUAUAUAUUGUAAAAAAUCAUUUCAAGAAGGACUGAAGUUGAAAAGUUUGAAAAUGGCACUUGACAUUAAUUUUUACAUGGGGCUUGAAAAAUAUCUUAAUUAUAUCAAUAAAUUGUACUUUGAUUGAUAAAUUUGCAUAUUUAUUUAUGCUACUUUGUCAUCAAAUUAAAGUUUUAAGUUCUUAAUACAUGUAGCUUUCCUUUCUAAUAAGAUUUCUAUUUUUGUUGGAUGUACAUAGAAAAUACCUUUUCAAGUCUUUUAAAAUUUUAUAACUUGCUCAGGAAUAAUUUAUUGAAUGUAAAUUAGAGAUCUUUACACUACAUGUAUCAUAAAUAUAUUUUUUAUUUUCUAUAUAUCCAUAUCUUCAACAGUUCGAAAAGAAUUGGAUCUCUAUGGAAUUUAUUCUUAAACAUCAUCAAUUACUUCCUUCUGUAUUGUUCAUUUUUUUGUCUGACAAAAAUGUGAUUUUUUUCAUUUGUUUAAAUGUUAAUUGUUAAAUGUUACAAAGCAUGCAGAACAUGUCUUAAAUAUCUAGAGCUUUUCAAUUCAAUGAAAUGUCUAAUGAAAUAAAAUUGAAUCAAGUAGGUGGCAUAAGUCCUUCUUCAAUGUCAUUUAUUCAUGGAGUGCCAAGUUUCCUCUAACUCAAUUCAGUGUUUUGAUCAUUUUUUUUUUUUUUUUUUUUUUAGUAGGGCUCAUGGUUAAGUUACCAAAGUAUCUGUGAUAUAACUUUUACUGAAAUGUGCUCAGUAAUAUCUUCAGCAUUUUUACAGCCAACAGUUGAUGACAACAUUAUUUUAUACAAUUAUUUUUAUACUAAGUAUAUUAAUAAAAGACAAUCCAAUUUAUAUAUUGGGUAUAAAUGUGCAGAUAAUUCCAUUUCCAAAGUAAUUUUUUUUAACCAUGAAACUUGUUUUUACCAAAACGUUAAUGUGUUGUAUGAUAUGUAUAAUGUUUAAGGCUAUGUUGAGUUGUAAUUCAUUGAAUCACCUCCCCUUGUUUUAUCUUAUUUUCUGCCAUAUUUGUUACAGUAACACAUUGUUGUGCUCCCCUUUUGUUAUGUUUUAUGUGUAACCAUUAAUUAAUGUGAUAAUUUUACACUUUAUUUACAAUAAACCUGUAUUAUUUGUAAA